AAAACAGUUGAGCUUCAAUAACCGGGUUAACGUAUUCUAUAGGGGGUAUACAGCCGAUUCUUCGAUAUAUCUUCGGCGAUGUCUUCGGUUUCCUUGCCGCCUGGACCUGGGUCGUAGCUGUUAUGCCAGCGACGCUUGCGAUCCUCAGCAUCGUCUUCGUUGAGAGCAUUUUCUCAGCCGCCGGUGUGACAGACCAGGCUGAUACGGCUACGCACAAGCUGCUCUCCAUUCUGAUAUUGCUCAUCAUGAAUGGCGCCAAUGGGAUUAGUACAAAAGCUAGUACUCAGCUGAAUAACUUGUUCGUGGUGACCAAGUUCCUCAGCAUCCUGCUUAUCGUCAUUGCGGCCACUGUUGUCAUCAUCCUUCAGGUAUCGAACCCGGAUAGACAUGUGGGGGGAAGAGACUGGUAUGAGAAAUCCUGGUUUGGCUACAGGACGAGUCUCAACUCGGACGGGAGCAAGACGCACUGGUCGAAUUUGAGUGCAUGGGAGAUGCUUGGUCACUACUCGGCCGCGCUUUACGGAGCUCUGUGGGCUUACUCGGGUUGGGACAAAGCGAUAUACAUCACGGCUGAGCUGAAAUCUCCCGCCCGCCAGCUUCCGCUCGCCAUCAACACGGCUAUCCCGACUAUCAUUUUCUGUUUCAUAUUCAGUAAUGCUGCCUACUAUAUUCUACUACCAUGGAAUGCUAUCUCCGCGACUGACAGUGUAGCUGUUACCGCAAUCACACGUCUCAUGGGCGACGCAUUUGGCAUCAUAGCCGCAAUACUCAUAUGUCUCGUAGUCGCCGGCUCCUUACUCGGAAACUCCUUUGUCGCCGGCCGUAUGGCGGUAGCGGCUGCCAACACGAAUUGGCUCCCUCGCGUAUUUGGCGUUGUAGGUCAGAUUGGCAACGCCAAGCCGUCCAGCCCAGAAAACUCGCCGCGAUCUGACGCCCCGCUCAAUGCCAUCAUUCUCUCAACCGUCCUGUCAACACUGUACAUCCUCCUCGGUAACUUCCGUGCUCUCGUUACUUUUAACGGCUUGGGUGAGUACUCAUUCUUUUUCCUUACCGUGCUCGGUGCCAUUAUCUUAAGGUGGCGCGAACCGCAGCUGCGAAGACCAUAUAAGCCAUUCGUUCUGGUUCCCGUCAUAUUCACGGUGGUCAGCGGCUUUGUUGUGGUUCGAGGAGCUAUCUUUGCGCCGACGUUGGCGCUGGUUCUGAUCGCGGUAUGGAUACUCGGCUUGGGCUUUUACUAUGUACGAAGACGGUAUGAUAUUCAGAGGGGAGAGUGAUGAGCGCAGCCGUCAAAAGCUGAGAUGAUUUUUCAUGCAGCAUCGUCAUGGCAAUCUGAAUACUUUCGAGUUGAGGAAGGCGCCACGUGUGAGAAAGACUUGGGUUUGCGUCAGGU
Molecule: messenger RNA, 1390 nt
Organism: Pseudomassariella vexata
Lineage: Eukaryota; Fungi; Ascomycota; Sordariomycetes; Amphisphaeriales; Pseudomassariaceae
Product: amino acid/polyamine transporter I
Exons: 2
Coding region: 123-1274 (383 amino acids)
Biological process (GO): amino acid transmembrane transport
Cellular component (GO): membrane
Molecular function (GO): L-amino acid transmembrane transporter activity
Source: RefSeq, a predicted model, not a curated record